GUUGUAUAUAUAAUGCGUCAUGGCGCAUGUCAAAUCACAUCUACCGCUAUCAGUGUCAGUUCAUCCGUCUGUGAGAAGGUGUCUUUCACAGUGAAAUGAUGUUCGCGAGUUGUCUGUGGAAAUAAAUACUCGAAACUUGUCGCGGCAUUGUUUCAAUCGAAAGCGCGAGGAUGGCGGAAUCGAACGGUCCAAUUCUUCAUGUUAUCGUGGUUGGAUUUCAUCAUAAAAAAGGCUGCCAGGUAGAAUAUUCGUUUCCACCUUUAGUACCUGGUGCUCCAAACGAGUGUCCCUUGGGAUGGAAAUAUUUGCCUACGCUCGCUUUGCCAGACGGUUCUCAUAACUAUGAUGAAGAUACAGUUUACUUCCAUUUACCUAGUCUUAGCGAUCCAAAACAGACGAUAUAUGGAAUCUCAUGUUUUCGGCAAAUACCUGUAGAGAAAUUGAAAAAUCGCACAUCUGAUAUAACAAGAGGUACUGUACAAAAAUCAGUUUGUGUGCUAAGUACCUUGCCUUUGUACGGACAUAUUCAAGUGAAAAUGGCCCUUAUAACACAUGCAUAUUUUGAGGAAGGAGAUUUUAGUAAAGUGUCUUUACUAGAAGAUACUUAUCAUCAUCUUAAUUCAUGCAUGAGUGGCGAUAGUCAAAUACCACCGCAAAUCUUUGUUGGUUUGUCAGCAAGAGAUUUUAUAUUGCAGUUUCGCCACAAAGUAUUGCUCUUAUUUAAAUUACUUUUGCUCGAAAAAAGGAUAGUUUUCUAUCAAUCUCCUGUACAACCUUUGUGUGCUACAAUAUUGACCUUAUUGUCACUGUAUCCUGGCAUGAUCGAACGUGGUCUUCAACAAGCAGCUUGCGUCAGACCAUCCAGACCGAUGUCUCCAAUUCCAACUUUCGAUGAGGACGAAAUUACUACUAACAAUGUGGUCGAUUCUAACUUAUCAUCCACGCAUAUAGUUAAAGAUAAUGAAUCAAAUACAAAUCACGAGCAGUGUAAUGACAACAGCAAUAGGAAUUCUUUGUGUAUUAAUGACAAUAAGACCAUGGAGUCUAUGGAGGGCAAGUGCUUGGACGGGCUGCGACAAGUAACCCUACAGAAAAAUAACAACGACAACGAAAAUUUAAAUAUGAAAGUUAUAGAAAUCGAGUCGGCACAAGAAUGUACCGAAUCUUACAUAGAAGAGAGCAAUUCCAAAUAUUCGCCGAAGCCAAACGAUAACGUACACAGAGUACACAGUGUAAAUGCCAUUACGUUGACCACGGGCGACACGGAUAAUAGUUUACCUCGUGACACCAGUAACGAUGCGCUCUCCGAUGUGAGAGUGACCAAUAACAUCACGCAAAUUGCGCAUAUUAAUCCGGAGUUGUGCGGAUUGCCACUGGAACUGUUCACGAAGGGAUAUCUGUGCUUACCUUAUUUAUCUUUACCCUAUCUGGAUCUCCUAGGAGAUGUUAAUGUUAGAGGAUAUAUAGUAGGCGCUACGAAUGUGUUGUUUAAACAGAAGAAGCAGCUUAUCGAUGUGUUAGUUGAGGUUGAAAACUCAAGAAUAGAGACAACCGAUCCCGAAUUGAGACGACAGCUGCAUCUCACUACCGAGGAUUUGAGAUUCGCCGAUUAUGUUGUAAGGCAUGUGGUCGAACCUCGAAAGGACAUUUUUCUAGACGGAGUAGGAUGGGAGGGCGGCGACGAGUGGAUUAGAACACAGUUUCGGGUGUAUCUCUUGAGCAUGCUGCGCACCUCUAUGCAGCACGAUACUCGUCAAUCGGAUCACUACAAUGCAGCAUUCAUGUCUGCAUGGCGCGCCACAAACAAUUAUAAGACGUGGUGCAACGAACGUAAACAGGAGAUACACAAUAUCGAACCUGGUCAUCCCUUUGCCGGUCAGUUAUCAGUACAAGAUAUGAAACUGCGUCUUUCACACACAAUGCAGAACACAGAAAGUGGCAGAAAAUUAAAUCAAGCAAUGGCCUCAACUGGACGCGCAGUGGCAACUACUGGGAAAGCCGUGGGGGGAGCGUUAUCGCAAGCAAAGGGGGCAUUCUCAAAUUGGUGGAGUACAUUGACCACAGUUCAGUCAGUCGACGAAUCAAAGAUUGACAAUCAAACGACAAAUCUCCAUCACACGGUGUCUAGCAUCACGGACAAAGAUUCUAUCGAAGAUGAAGAAAUGAAUGUCUCCGCUACUAAUAACGCAGAUAUUACCGUAGAUCUUGAUUAAUUGAUAUAAAAGCACAUCAAUGAGAAACAAUAGUGAAUUACUCAAACUGAAAAAAAAAAAAAAAANAAAAAAAAAAAAAAAA
Messenger RNA from Pseudomyrmex gracilis, 2295 nucleotides. Its product is annotated as late secretory pathway protein AVL9 homolog. Gene Ontology annotation, cellular component: cytoplasm. The transcript is spliced from 9 exons. Lineage: Eukaryota; Metazoa; Arthropoda; Insecta; Hymenoptera; Formicidae. The record is from RefSeq and is a predicted model, not a curated record. The coding region runs from base 171 to 2213 and encodes 680 amino acids.